AUGUCCAAAGUUAAGGAAGUGAAGAGUGAUGAUGAAUUUAGAGGCUAUUUGAGAAACAGUACAGGAAAGUUGGUGGUUGUGGAUUUCUUUGCUGAAUGGUGUGGUCCUUGCCAAAUGGCCAAGCCAAUUUUUGAAGAUUUUGCAUCCCGAUAUUCAAAUGUCGUGUUUCUAAAAGUGGAUGUCGAUAAACACAAUGGUAUUGCGCAAAAAGAGGGCGUACAAGGCAUGCCAACUUUCAUCUUUUACAAAAACAAUACAAAAUUAACUUCUGUGGUCGGAAUGGACAUGCAAAAAGUUGAACGUCUGAUCAAUGAGUAUGGCGAUACAUUUCAAGCUUUCCAAGGAGGUGGUAGAACUCUCGGAGCAUCAUCAAGCAGUAGUAGUAGCAGCGGUGGUGGUAGUGGUGGUGGCUUAGCUGGACAAGUCUAUAAGAACCCUUGGGCUGAUGAGAAUCGUCCGGUUCGCCAACCAAAACCUCAAACAGACGAUAUGGAUGAAGAUUUGGAUGAUCUCGAUGAGGAGACUCGUAAAGCCAUUGAAUUAUCCCUUCUUCAACAAAAGAUCAAGAAGGCAGGGACCAAACCUUCUUCCUCGUCGUCGUCUUUGUCACCCAGUGGUGGUAGCACCAAAACUUCUUCACAAGAAGGCACUUCCAAGGAAGGAACUUCUGCCACACAAGAAACAAACAUUGGUGGUCUCACUAAUGAACAAGUCAUGGCAGAAAUUGAAAAAUCAGUCGAUGCCAACAUUUUGAAAGAACUGAUGGAAAUGGAAUUUUCAAAAUUGAGAGCUAUCAAAGCUUUGUUAAAUUCUCCUCAACCUCCUUCCAAAGAAGGAUGUAUUGAAUGGCUUUUGGAGCAUCAAGAAGAUGCCGACAUUGAUGAACCAAUUCAAUUCACAGUUGAAACUGAGGAAGAGAAAAAGAAACGUGCUGAACAAAUGAAGGAGCUGCUCAAACAAAAGCGACUCGAAAACAAGAGAAAGAUGGAAGAAGAGGAACGUAAAGCUCAAAAGGAAAGAGAGUUAAAGCGCAGAGAGCAAGGAAAACAAACUCUGGAAAUGAUGGAACGAAUGAAAGAAGAACAAGCUAAACGAGAUUUAGAAUUGAAGAAGAAGGAAAAGCAAGAAGAAAAGAAAGAAAAACUUCGAAUGAAACAAUUAUUGGAAGAAGAUAAACUUCGAAGAAAGAUUGAACGUUUGAGACAGGAAGGAAAGACAGCUGAGCUCGCUCAGGUCGAAAAAGAUCUUUUUGAUUUACAGAAAAUGGGCUUGAAGGCCUAUCUUGCUCGUGACACAGCAGGAGGCAGCAGUGACACUCCAACCACCAGUGUUAGCAGUAGCACACCCACAGAGUCAUCAUCCGCCGCCACUAGUGCUCCAUCUCAACUUCAAGAAAGUGCCAUUCGAGUUCGUUUACUUGAUGGCACAACAAUUACUGCCAAAUUCAAGCCAACGGAUAUAAUCAAAACAGUGCAUGCUCACAUUGCGUCUCUCAUUAAGGACAAUCAAUUCUCAUUUAACUGUCCUGGUGUGCCUCCAAAGACAUACUCUCUCACUUCUGCGAAUAUUAACAAAACUUUGGAUGAGGAAGGACUACACCCAAGAGGUCAACUGAUUUGCACUCGUAAAUAA
This is a messenger RNA of Naegleria fowleri, 1632 nucleotides long. RefSeq lists its product as uncharacterized. NCBI's taxonomy places the organism in Eukaryota, Heterolobosea, Eutetramitea, Acrasida, Naegleriidae. The record is from RefSeq and is a predicted model, not a curated record. Bases 1 to 1632 code for a protein of 543 amino acids. Gene Ontology annotation, molecular function: protein binding. The transcript has 2 exons.